Radiomyces spectabilis is the source of this 2214-nucleotide messenger RNA. RefSeq lists its product as uncharacterized. The record is from RefSeq and is a predicted model, not a curated record. The coding region runs from base 405 to 1991 and encodes 528 amino acids. NCBI's taxonomy places the organism in Eukaryota, Fungi, Mucoromycota, Mucoromycetes, Mucorales, Radiomycetaceae. Gene Ontology annotation, biological process: regulation of cyclin-dependent protein serine/threonine kinase activity. The transcript has 3 exons. Gene Ontology annotation, molecular function: cyclin-dependent protein serine/threonine kinase regulator activity; protein kinase binding. Gene Ontology annotation, cellular component: nucleus; cyclin-dependent protein kinase holoenzyme complex.
CUAUGGCUUAUUGUUCUACAUCCCUUUCCCCAACUGGGUUACCUCUUAUUCUUUCUUCCACGCAACUUGUGGACAAGCUUAGGCUGUUCUCUCCCCCCUAAUCCCUUCCACAGACAUACCCCUCGUUUUUUGCUUCUUUUUUUUUUUUCGUGGUUGCUCCCCACCCAUCACCCCCUUCUUUUCUUGCUUAUUAGGGCAAACUCUCUUUUUUUCUUCCUUCUCUCUUCGCCUUUUUUUUUCUUCUCUUUUCUUGCUUUUGUUUCUUCUCUCAUUUUUUUUGUUUUCUUUUUCGUUUGUUUUCUAUCCUCUUCCUUUUUUACUUCUUCUUCCUCCCUUCUUUCCGACCAGACAAGAAAAAAAAAGGAUCAUCCGUAACAACAACUUAUAAUUGAAAAUUUUCUAUCAUGACGACUUCGUUGCUCGCAGCCAAACCCUACCACACUCUUUCUGCACCACCGGCUUCCUUGACGAAUCGUUAUGAACAAGUUCCAUCGACAGGCUUGAACCCGUUACCUAGCAGAGCUAGAUACUCGGUGUCGAGUUCAUCGUCUACACACUCCAUGCUCCAUUCCGACAAUUUCACAAUGCAUCCCGAUCCUGAAAUGUGUGCACUCCGAAACAUGCUUUCAGCUCAGCGUCGUUUAUUACCCUCUUAUGCCAGUACCCCUCAAUCCUCCGCUGGAUUACCCACCGUGACUGCGGUUGGCCGAGUGUCUCCGCUCACCAAUCGUUAUGCGUAUGUCGAAGCAUUAGUAGACACGAACGCGCUUGCUGUGGAAAGUAUUUGGUAUUCAACCAAUUUACAAUGUACACGAACGGCGGUAGUGCCUUUGCGAACGUUUAUCCAAGAAGUAUUGAAACGAUCACGAACGACGUAUUCGACAUUGCAGACAGCGUUAUUUUACCUGAUCCGAGCCCAACCGGCCAUUGUCGCGCAUCUCCAUCAUCAGGAAUACAAUCAAACCAAAGACGAUCGCCAGGGACAGUGGGAAGAUGCUUACAUCAGCUGCGGUCGACGGAUGUUCCUUGCCAGCCUCGUGGUUGCUUCAAAGUUUGUACAAGAUAAAACGUAUCGCAACUCAGCAUGGGCGAAAAUUGCAGGCUUACCGGUUGCGGAGAUCAAUGCCGCGGAGCGGAUUUUUUUGCAACUCAUCGAUUAUCGCUUGUACAUUGCACAGUCCACGUUUGAACAAUGGCAUCAUUUACUGCACGUGCAUGUCGAAGCCCGAACACAAAACCAACCAGUGCCCUUGCAUGAUUUAUCAUGCUUACCCUUCGGUACGUCUACUGCUCCAUCUUCGACCUCGGCGACAGCCAAUGUGACUCCCACAUCACCUUGUUCAUCCUCGCCACGAUCUCGUCCAGGAUGGACAUUGGUGCUUUCGCCCACCUCGUUCCUUCCUCGACAAAAGGUUUACCAUCAUCAACAUCAUCACCCACAUUCUCACCAUCCCCAUCAUUCUCAUUCGGCUGGUCACCAUCACCACCACCUCUCCCAGCCAAAACACCAUCAUCCAUAUCAUCAUCAUCCUCAUCAUCAUCCGUCUUCCACCUCAUCGGUGACGACGGAACAGGAUGGUCACCGUACACGAUCGACGGGUUAUGAUGACCGACGUUCCGUCUUGAUGCAACUGUCUCCGCCACUGUCAUGUUCACCUUACUCCAUGAAUUCGACAUGCGGUACCUGUUCUCCCAAUACACACAUCCCACCCGUGUUAUCCCUGUCGCUGCCCAGUUCCAGUAACUCCUCUCCAAUGCAAACGCCUACCUUGGUGUCUCCUGUACGUGUGAAUCACAGUACAUCUGCUUUCACAUGGAAGAUUGCUUCGCCCACCGUUCAUUAUGAUCCUCAUCAACACGCGACGCAUUAUCCUUCCCGUUACUCUAUGCCCGUGCAAGAAACUUAUGGCAAACGCAAAUCCGAUUACGACGAGUUUCAUCGUGGUUAUGCCGUUAGUUACGUUCGUCAGACCAAACGUUCCCGACGUUAAACGAAAACAACCAUCACCAUCACCACCACCACCAAAAAAAGAAAAAAAAAGCUAUCCAAAAAAAAAAAUCGAAUGAUGUAUUUCAAGUCCAUCUAUCCUUGGAAGGAAAUCCAAAAAAAAGCCCUCCUACAAAAGAAGAAAAAAUAUUCCUAUUGCCUUGAUCUCCGACCAAAGUCGUGUAUCCCUUUUUUUUUUUUUUUUUUUUUUUUUUUUUUUUUUCUUU